This is a messenger RNA of Ficedula albicollis (Collared flycatcher), 997 nucleotides long. It is a transcript of the gene BARX1, whose product is annotated as BARX homeobox 1. The annotation marks the transcript as partial. Gene Ontology annotation, molecular function: DNA-binding transcription factor activity, RNA polymerase II-specific; DNA binding. The transcript is spliced from 4 exons. NCBI's taxonomy places the organism in Eukaryota, Metazoa, Chordata, Aves, Passeriformes, Muscicapidae. The record is from RefSeq and is a predicted model, not a curated record. Gene Ontology annotation, biological process: regulation of DNA-templated transcription.
CGUAACUCCGUGAUUACCGUGUGCUGGUUGAAGGGUAAAACACGUCCCCUGCGGAGGUGGCGAAAGCGGGGGCUCAGGACCCGCGGUGUGCCGAGAUCGGAGGAGAAGGGGCCGGGGCUGCUCGCCGGGGCACCCUGCAGCCCCGGGGGUCCCUGCGCGCUGCCCGCCGCUCACCGCCGCUCUCUCCCUCCCGCAGCGGUGCUGAAGGCGGAGCCGGCCGCCGUGUUUAAGUUCCCGCUGGCUCCCCUGGGCUGCUCGGGGCUGGGCUCGGCGCUGCUGGCCGCCGGCUCGGGGCUGGGGCUGGAGCCGGGCGCCCCGGAGCCGGGCAAGGCCAAGAAGGGCCGCCGCAGCCGCACCGUCUUCACCGAGCUGCAGCUCAUGGGGCUGGAGAAGCGUUUCGAGAAGCAGAAAUAUCUCUCCACGCCCGACAGAAUAGACCUGGCCGAAUCGCUGGGGCUCAGCCAGCUCCAGGUGAAAACCUGGUACCAGAACAGGCGCAUGAAAUGGAAGAAAAUAGUGUUGCAGGGGGGCGGCCUGGAGUCCCCCACCAAGCCCAAGGGUCGCCCGAAGAAGAACUCGAUCCCCAGCAGCGAGCAGCUCUCGGAGCAGGAGCGCGCCCGGGACGCCGAGAAGCCGCCCGAGAGCCUGGGCUCGCCGGCCGAGGUCAGCCAGGAGGAGUGAGGGGGCCCCCGCCGCCGCCCCCCGGCCUGGCCGGGCCGGCCCGAGAGGAUGGAGGGCAGCUCGGACAGUGGCUGCGGCCGCCCUCGGCCUCGGACAUUUGGACGCUUUGACCGCAGCCCGGCUCCCCUGCCCGAGCCCGCGGAGCGCCACGGCCGCUGUGCGGCGGCCCGAGGGGCCCGGAGGACACUGGAUCCCACCUUCCACAUCUACUCGCUGUCUAAAACCCUGUGGUGCCCCUAGUUAUUCGAAAACUGCAUUUUAUGAUCAGUUUUAUUAAUGCGAAGAUAUUUACUUUAUUUCAAUAAAGUAUUUUAUG